AUGAUCUACGAAGACUUGCGCUCGAUCCACGAGGACAUCGAGCGCUUGGAGGAGGCAAUUGCCGACCGCAUCCUCGACGAACCUCAGCACGUGAGUAUCUCUCAUGUCUAACUGACUGCGACGGGACUUACAACUCACAGAUCCGUAGCCGACUGAUUCGCGACCAUGAAAUCUCAAACUUCCUCGAGCGCAUCCACACCCAGUCGCAAAGGGCCCUCGACAUCUACAACUCCCAGCAAGAUGCCCGUGUGCAGGAGAGACAAUCUCUGAGCACCGGGGACACUCUGCAGUCCUUCUACGGCGAGUACAACAGCCUCAGGGAUUUCCACAAGCGAUACCCCAACGAGCCCAUCGAGAACCUUGAGAGAGCGUACAAGAAGCCGGAGGAUGGAGGCCCACCAGAUGGAUUCGCGGGCGAUAUUGAUGCCACCUUCACCGGCGAGGAGGCAUUCGGUCGCUACUUCGACCUCACUAUGCUGCAUGAGGAGUAUCUGAACUUGCCCGGCAUCAAGCACGUCAAGAGAGCUACCUACCUCCAGUACCUGGACAUGUUUGACAUCUUCAUCCCGCCUCAGUGCAUCAUCAGUCGGAAGGAGAAGAUGACAGAUGAGUACUUCUCAUACGUCGGGUCGCUUGCACAAUAUCUCGAGUCAUUCCUCCGCCGCACGAAGCCACUCGAAGACUUGGCAAAGGCUUUCAAGGAGUUUGAUGAUGAGUUUGCGCAAGAGUGGGAGCAGGAUAAAGUUCCAGGCUGGGAGGCACAGAAGUCUGGAGCGGCCGCCACAAUCGGCAACGGGCCUGUCACCGAGGGUACCGGCGAAGGUGUCUGGUGUGCAGACUGCGAGAAGGAGUUCAAGAACGACAAUGUCUACAAGGCUCACCUUACGGGCAAGAAACACAUCAAGAAUGCCGAAGCGCGAAAAGAGCAGUCAGCGAAUGGCGGCGACACCGGAGUGAGCAACGGAACCACAACGUCGUCCGGGGUGAAUCCAUUCGCGAGAUUGAAAGAGCGCGCCGUGGCCGAGCGAGAGCACCGGAUACGCAAACUAGCCGGACGUAUGAAGACUGAGCGUGAAGACACUCGCGUCAAUGUUGAGCGGAGAGCUGGCAUGACGGACAAGGAGCGGCAGCAGGAGCUUGCCGCUCUGUACGAGGAAGACAUGGAAGUCGCAGGUGCUCAGGGAGGGAAGGAUGGUGAAGAGAACGACGAUGAUGAGAAGAUCUACAACCCGCUCAAACUUCCACUGGCCUGGGACGGCAAACCGAUUCCAUUCUGGCUGUACAAGCUGCACGGUCUCGGUGUGGAGUUCCCGUGCGAGAUCUGUGGUAACUACGUGUACAUGGGUCGGCGUGCCUUCGACAAGCACUUCUCUGAGCAGCGUCAUGUCUACGGACUGCAGUGCUUGGGCAUCACGAAGAACACAGGCUUGUUCCGCGAGAUUACCAAGAUCGAGGAAGCAGAGAAAUUGUGGCAAAAACUGGAGCGCGACAGGCAGAACGAACUGCAGAAGAUGGGCGGCGAGAAGGGAGACGGCAUAAUCGAGAUGGAGGACAGUCGGGGCAAUGUCAUGCCCAAGCGGGUCUACGACGACAUGGCCAAGGCCGGUUUGAUUUGA
Lecanosticta acicola is the source of this 1616-nucleotide messenger RNA. Lineage: Eukaryota; Fungi; Ascomycota; Dothideomycetes; Mycosphaerellales; Mycosphaerellaceae. The record is from the annotation of a GenBank genome assembly.